UAAAUUGACACAACCUGGCAACCCGUCCGCAGUUUGUUGUGGAAGAUGUCAGUCGUUACUGGAGCAGCUGUGAUGAUCAGCAGAACUAAAGCAUGGGCGCUUCUGAAUGCAUCCUCUGGAAUGGUGCUCUCUCCAUCCCGGCCUGUGAGGGUAAUGCACGCAUCUCAGCUCCCCCCUCUCAUCUCCACAAUGCGAUACAGCAAUAGCCCAGCUCAGGAGCAGCAGGCAGCCAGUCAACCAGAGGAUAAAGUGCAUCUCACAGAGUCUUGUGUCAAGAGGCUUGCUGAGAUCAUGGAAAAGGGCGAGUAUCUGAGGAUACAGGUGGAAGGAGGGGGCUGCUCUGGCUUCCAGUAUAAGUUCUUAGUAGACAAAGUCAAAAAUGAUGAUGACAGGGUUUUUGAACAGAAUGGUGUUGGGGUGAUAGUAGACCAGGACAGCCUGGAUUUUGUGAAAGGAGCCACACUCGACUUUAGCCAGGAGCUCAUCCGCUCCUCCUUCCAGGUCCUCAAGAAUCCUCAGGCAGACCACGGCUGCUCUUGUGGCAGCUCUUUUUCUGUUAAACUCUGAGAGCUGUCUUUACAUCAGUGUUUCCAUCCUAAAUGCAUUUAACAGUGGUUUUUAAAUCCUCUCCUACAUUGUGUAUUCAGUUCAUAUUUUUGCGUGAAGAGAAAGAGCAGCUGACAAAAUGAAGUCAAUGGGAGCGGAAUUGAGAGCCACUUUUAUUUAAAAGGUCUUUGCACAGUGUAUCGUAAACUACAGACAAAUAAGUGCUUAUUUAAAAUCCAGACACAGCUCAGUUGUUUUCGGUGGUUCCAAAGUCAAGUAAAGGAUUUUGCCAUUUAUUUCACUAUUCUAGUAAUUCAGUGUGCCGUAUGAUUGUGGCAUGAUCAGUAUAUAGAUCUUCACUAUCUGCAUUUUCUUGUACAUUUGUAAAUAGGAUAUGUUUAAUAAUAAAAUGGUAUUAGAAUGAG
This is a messenger RNA of Astyanax mexicanus (Mexican tetra), 971 nucleotides long. It is a transcript of the gene isca2, whose product is annotated as iron-sulfur cluster assembly 2. The record is from RefSeq and is a predicted model, not a curated record. NCBI's taxonomy places the organism in Eukaryota, Metazoa, Chordata, Actinopteri, Characiformes, Acestrorhamphidae. The transcript is spliced from 4 exons. Gene Ontology annotation, biological process: iron-sulfur cluster assembly. Bases 46 to 567 code for a protein of 173 amino acids. Gene Ontology annotation, molecular function: 4 iron, 4 sulfur cluster binding; 2 iron, 2 sulfur cluster binding; iron ion binding. Gene Ontology annotation, cellular component: mitochondrion.